Entrophospora sp. SA101 is the source of this 1314-nucleotide messenger RNA. The record is from the annotation of a GenBank genome assembly. Lineage: Eukaryota; Fungi; Glomeromycota; Glomeromycetes; Entrophosporales; Entrophosporaceae.
AUGUCAAAAAGAAUCUGGGAACAUGAUCAUGCUCUGUUAUCAACAACACUUGUACCGAGUGAAUCUGAUAGGUGGAAAAGAAUUCGUUAUAACUUUGAAGAUGUUAAUGACAUAAAAGCUCUUUACCAUCAAAUAAUCCAACAAGUACAACGUAACAUUGUAACAAAAACGAUAAUUGAAAUUUUAUUAAAUUUAAAGUGUUGUGCUCGUUGCAUCUUGAGAUUUUUGAAUGUUAAAGAUUAUAAGACUUAUUGUGCUUCCGAGAAGAUUCGAGCACAUAAUUAUAUAAUUAAAGACUUUAAUUUGGCAAUUACAUUGCCAUCAGGUCUUUUAGUAAAAGAACACUCUGUUGAAGUUUUUAUCAAGGAAAAGCUCAGAGAAAAAAAUAUCGAAGUUGCAUUUAGUUUAGUUACAAAUUUAAAAGAUGCUUUUAAAUGUUUGUUAGGAUGGUCAAUUGAAAAACAAUUAGAAUUAGAAUAUCGUACCGAAAGCCCAUUUAAAAUAACAGUUGAAUAUUUUCACGAAGAAUCACAAAAAAAUCAUACAUUUCUAACAAAAAUACCUUCAGCAGAAUUUAAUAUAAAGAAGAAAAGAGUAAAGGGAAAAUUUUUUACAUCAGGUGAUUCACGUCAGAAUAUUUAUAACUCCUUGAAAAAAAUUUCUAAUGAUGAAUUCAUAAAAUAUUGUGAUGAACACCCGCCAAAAACAAUCCAGCAUAAAUGGCAAAUAAAAUCAAUUAUAUUGGAACAUAAUCCCGUUUAUGUUGGAGGUCGAUAUUUAAAGCUUUCCAGAGAAAUGAGCCAAACUCCAUGGAUUAUUAAUGAUGUUAGACUAGCUGAAACUUCUGUUUCAGAAUGUAUCGGGGAACUUUUACGAGAAAAGUUUAUGUGUGACAGUUACAUAUUUGUUGCAUCAGGUCGUGAAGAUGCUGAUGUGCGAAUGUUGGGAACUGGUCGACCUUUUUACCUUGAAAUCAUUAACCCGAGAAAGUCUUUACUUUCACCUGAAGAAUUGUUAAGUUCACAAAGUGAAAUUAAUGAAAUGAAAAAGGAUUUAAUACAAAAAAGUUCACUUAUCUGGGUUUCUAAACAAAUUACUCCAGAGUUAAUUUCUCAACUCAAUCAUUACAAUGACACUAGUUUCACAAUUGAACAACAAACACCAAUUAGAGUUUUACAGAGCUACAUCAAAGAAUUCAUUCAUGGUGAUUUAGGUAGAACUAAACCAAGCUUAGGAGAUAUACUUGAUUGUACUGUUGAUAUUUUUGAAUUAGACGUGUUGGAAGUAGACUUACAAUGGCCAUCUAAUAAUUAA